UAGACCUGCACUGGUCGAGUUAGACCCCGAGAAAAAUAUGGCAUUUAAGCCAAUUUAUUGGUUUCUCCUAAUCCACUUCCUCCUGCAAAUUUCUAGGGUGUACGCAAAAGUUCCAGCUAUUAUUGUGUUUGGAGACUCUUCUGUCGAUGCAGGGAACAAUAACCAGAUAUCGACAAUCCUAAAGAGCAACUUUCCACCAUACGGUCGUGAUUUCUAUGGUGGACAGCCUACAGGGCGAUUUUCCAAUGGUAGGAUUCCACCAGACUUCAUUUCUGAAGCUUUUGGGAUCAAGCCAAUGAUACCUGCAUACUUGGAUCCAUUUUAUGACAUUAAGGACUUCGCUACUGGAGUUUGCUUCGCCUCCGCAGGAACUGGUUACGAUAAUGCCACUUCUGAUGUCCUAUCUGUGUUACCUCUUUGGAAGGAAUUGGAGUACUACAAACAAUACCAGCAAGACCUCAGAACCUAUCUAGGAGAUGAUGAAGCAAAUGAGGUUCUGGGAGAAGCACUUUACUUAACGAGUAUAGGAACUAAUGAUUUCCUAGAAAACUACUUUGUAUUUUCAGAAAGAUCAAAGGAGUAUUCCAUAGAGGAGUACCAGAAUUUUCUUGCAAGUAUUGCUCAAAAUUUCAUCACAGAGCUCUACCUGCUUGGAGCUCGAAAGAUAUCUCUAGGCGGCCUUCCUCCAAUGGGUUGUCUGCCAUUGGAGAGAACUAAAAAUCUUCUUUCGGGGAGCGGUUGUAUUGAGACAUACAAUGAUGUGGCUAGGAGUUUCAAUCACAAGUUGCAGGAAGUAGUUGACAAGUUCAACGAGCAACUAGUUGGAAUCCAGCUUGUGCUUUCAAACCCAUACUAUAUUCUCUCAGCUAUCAUACAAAACCCUCAAUCCUUUCGAUUUGAAACAGCAGCAACAGCCUGUUGUGGUACAGGAUUGUUUGAAAUGGGUUACAUGUGUGCCAAGAUAAACCCAUUUACGUGUUCAGAUGCAAAUCAAUAUGUAUUUUGGGAUGCCUUCCACCCCACAGAGAGAACAAAUGGUAUUGUUGCAGAUCAUAUAUUUAAAACUUGUCUAGCUCAAUUUCUAUGA
Fragaria vesca subsp. vesca is the source of this 1087-nucleotide messenger RNA. RefSeq names its product GDSL esterase/lipase At4g26790-like. The record is from RefSeq and is a predicted model, not a curated record. Bases 38 to 1087 code for a protein of 349 amino acids. Gene Ontology annotation, molecular function: hydrolase activity, acting on ester bonds. NCBI's taxonomy places the organism in Eukaryota, Viridiplantae, Streptophyta, Magnoliopsida, Rosales, Rosaceae. The transcript is spliced from 3 exons.